Messenger RNA from Megalops cyprinoides (Indo-Pacific tarpon), 2676 nucleotides. Its product is annotated as protocadherin beta-12-like. Gene Ontology annotation, cellular component: plasma membrane. The transcript is spliced from 3 exons. Gene Ontology annotation, molecular function: calcium ion binding. The coding region runs from base 241 to 2676 and encodes 811 amino acids. The record is from RefSeq and is a predicted model, not a curated record. Lineage: Eukaryota; Metazoa; Chordata; Actinopteri; Elopiformes; Megalopidae. Gene Ontology annotation, biological process: homophilic cell-cell adhesion.
UUGUACAUACCGGUUUCUGCCUCUGUGUGCUGCUGUUCAACAGCUUUGGAUUUUAAGGCUCAGUAACCCACCCACUUUAGAUUGCUGGCAACCACAAACUGCGCGGAUCAUCGUUGACCAUUGCAGAACACCGCGUCUGCUCCAUUUAAAUCUAGCGGACUAACAACUGCAAUCAGUCGGUUUUAAGAGUCGCAGUGGCAUCAGCAUCUUUGGGACAAAACAUUACUGAAAAUACCCGACAUGGGCAAUGCGAGGAUCCGAUACAGGACCGAAUUGCAAUUGCAGUGCGCGGUUUUCCUGCUCUUUCUUAUGCGGGCCUCUUUUGGAGACAUUGGCUACUCUGUUCAGGAGGAAACAAAGAAUGAUUAUGUCAUCGGGAGUCUGGCUAAGGACCUCAAUCUAGAUUUUCAAGUGCUGGCAGCUCGCAGAGCGCGCCUGGAUUACCAGGGAGACCGGCGGUAUUGCGGAAUAGACUUCAACACCGGAGAUUUCAUUGUUCUUGAGAGAAUCGACAGAGAGAAGUUGUGUGGACAGACAUCAGCGGACAAACCUUGCCUUUUGCAUUUUGAAUUUAUUCUUGAAAAUCCACUAGAGCUAUAUAACGUUGCAUUGGAGAUAGAGGACAUUAAUGACAACGCUCCUGUUUUCCCCAAAGAUGUGAUUAAACUGGAAAUAAGCGAAGCUGCGCCAAAAGGGACUCGCUUUCAAAUAGCCACUGCUCGCGACCUAGACGUUGGGAUAAAUUCAGUCCAAGAUUACCGUCUGGAACAAAAUGAUAAUUUUGUGUUAGAUGUUCAGACCAGUCAGGAGAGAGGCAGGUAUGGGGAACUUGUUCUGAAAAAUGCCCUGGACCGAGAGCUGCAUAGGGAGCACGCUUUGUUACUGACAGCGCUGGACGGAGGCAGUCCUCCCAGAUCCGGCACAGCGACUAUCCACAUUCUCGUCAUGGACAUAAAUGACAAUGCUCCGGUAUUCUCACAGGCUGUCUACGAGGUUAACCUGCUUGAAAACGCUGCACCGGGGACUUUUGUUGUUAAGGUUAGUGCGACAGAUAAAGACGAAGGCGCAAAUGGUGAAAUAAACUACGAUUUUAACCAUGUGCCUGAGAAUGUGAAGCGGUUAUUCCACAUUGACCAAAAAAGCGGUGAAAUUACAGUAACUGGUAAAGUUGAUUAUGAAGAGACUCCUUCGUAUGGAAUGGAAAUUCAGGCUGAGGAUGGCGGAGGCCAGGCUGGACAUUGUAAAGUUAUUAUUCAUGUCACAGAUAUAAAUGAUAAUGUGCCAACAAUAACUAUCAAAUCAGCCGUAAACCCGAUUCCGGAGAAUGCGCCCCCAGGGACAGAAAUUGCAGUUAUUAAUGUGAAAGAUCAGGACUAUGGCGAGAAUAGCAGAAUCCACUGUUCACUCCCAGAAGAUAGUGCUUUUGAAUUACAGUCGUCUAUCAAAAACUACUUCACCUUACUGACCACAGCUGGUCUUGAUCGCGAGGAUGUUUCUGAAUACAGUGUCACCAUCACGGCAACGGACGGAGGGUCACCGCCACUGUCUUCAAAUGCGCAUUUAAAUUUCAGAAUAUCAGAUAUUAACGACAACCCGCCUGUAUUUGAUGAACAGUCUUACAGCGCCUAUGUGUGUGAAAAUAACAAACCCGGCUCCUCUGUUAUUACUGUAAGGGCGAGAGACCCGGACUGGAGACAGAACGGCACGGUGUUCUAUUCUCUGCUGUCGAGUGAAGUCGGCGGUGUUCCGGUUUCGUCGUUUUUAUCCAUUAACGGAGACACAGGAGUGAUCCAUGCUGUGAGAUCAUUUGAUUAUGAGCAGUUCAGAAGUUUUAAAGUCCUCGUUGUUGCCAGAGACAAUGGUUCUCCUCCACUGAGCAGCAACGUGAGUGUGAGCGUCUUCAUAACAGAUGAGAAUGAUAACUCUCCACAGAUAUUAUACCCUGCUCCAGCAGGGAGCUCCUUCAUGACCGAGAUGGUCCCCAAAGCUGCUCAGGCGGGCUCCCUGGUUUCCAAGGUGAUCGCUGUGGAUGCGGACUCUGGACAGAACGCGUGGCUGUCCUAUCAGAUGGUGAAAUCCACAGACCCGGGACUUUUCACUAUUGCUGUCCACAGCGGAGAGAUCAGGACACAGCGGGACAUUUCUGAAUCUGACAGUAUGAAGCAGAUCCUUGUUAUCUCAGUGAAAGAUAACGGACAGCCCUCUCUGUCUACAAGCUGCUCGGUGUAUCUGCUGAUUUCGGACAACUUGGCAGAAGUUCCCGAGUUGAAAGAUAUGUCUUAUGAGGAGAACAAUUCCAGAUUAACGUCAUAUUUGAUCAUCGCCCUGGUGUCCGUCUCCACCUUCUUCCUGACCUUCAUUAUUCUGAUUGUAGCGGUGAGGUUUUGCCGCAGAAGAAAGCCCAGACUGUUGCUUGACGGCGCAGUCGCCAUUCCCAGCGCAUAUUUCCCCCCCAACUACGCAGAGGUAGAGGGAGCAGGAACUCUGCGCAGUUCUUACAAUUAUGACACGUACUUAACAACGGGCUCGCGCACCAGCGACUUCAAGUUCGUCAGCUCUUACAAUGACGUCACUCUCCCCGCUGAUCAGACGCUGAAGAGGAGUCCCAAUCAAAGCACUGAAGAGAGAGGCGUCAGUGAGAACGGAUCCAAAUGCGCAACUCUGUAUUUCGUGUAG